AUGCCUCUCAAGCCUUUUAGCCAUGAGGAUCUCGAAGCACCAACAUGCUCCUGCCCGUCCCACAUGAAGGCCCACGAGUCUCCGAUAUCGAAUACCCUGAGGAGAAAAUUGGAUAAGCUUCUCCUUACUCUCAAAUCCCGCCCAGAUCUCACUGCACGAAUCCGGUGUUUGAAAUUACCAAAUCAGUAUCUCCCGUCAGAUAUCAGAUAUUUACCUUACGACAAACUGAACAGGCGAUUGAAAGAGAUUUAUUGCUCUCUACUUGAGCGGUGGUUCCGGAUAUUCAAUAUUUGCUCCAGCACGCUAGAGUCAGUAUCUGGUCUGGGAAACCUAUGGCCAGAGCUCCAAUAUCGUUGCUUUCGGAGAGCAGAAAUUCAGUAUCGCCUGGACCGGAGACCGGAGCUGCCGAAUGAACUAUGGUCGGCUCUAGAGGAAAAUCAAAACUGGACGCGAUGGGACUUUACCAAUUGGUAUACCACCCUACUUCCGGGUACGGAUCUGGAGAUAUUCAGGCGGAACAUGGAUGGUAUAUGUGACUGGAGCCCCGAAAGGAUGCGCCGAACAUUUCGUGGGUGGACCAAUCUUGAGCACGUUGAGGUUGCGAGCCCGGCGUGGAUGCAAAAGGGUCUGCAUCUUCUUCCAAAUCUUCGAUCUGUGGCUAUUCACACGAAUUGCCAUACGAAUUAUAACGAUAUAUUCGAGCAUCUACCACUUCGAGGCAUUGAGUCAAUAACCUACGAUUGCUUCGAAAGGACCCCUCGGAAUACGGUAGAAAUGACUUCGGAGCCCUUCGGAGCCCUUAUUAAUUAUCUGCGCAAUGCUCGGCGUUUAUCACUCAAACUUAGACCAUCCACCAUUCCCACUCUCACCCACCUGAACAUAAAUUUUCAAUGGUGGACCAAAGGUCGACCACUUGGAAUGGGCACAUUCAACCACCUGGCAUUCUCCAUAUUUACUCUGGUUCCCCUCCUCCAGGAGCUCAAGUUGAUCCUAGUUACUCUGCAUGAAAGAACUCUGGGUAGCUCUGAAGAAGAGUCAAACGAAAAGCACACGAUAUGGGAUACCGUAUUUACCGCGCAGCAUCUUCGAAAAAUGACGAUUUCCCUCCCUGCACGGACAAACAAGGAGUGGUUAGCGAAUAAGAUGGUGACGGGGGCGUUCCCUGUAUUAACUGAUUUUACGUUCCGGUCCGCGAUGAGCCGUGAUCACGAUCAGACAUGCUCGUGCGAGAUGGAACAGGAUUCUUUGCUGUGGUAUAAGUUUGGUCAGGCUCAAGAUGAAACUAUGGUCAAUGCUUGUCAGGCUGCAGGAAUACCCAGGUGGACUAUGCAGAUUCGGAGUAAUCCUGAAAAUGCAUGCCCUAUCUUCUUAAUCAACCAUGAACUUGAACAUGGUGCUCAGAGCCUCUACCGGCGAGCGCCGUGGAUGCCAGGGCCAGGGAAACUGGCCUAUGCAGGUACAUCGAAAAUUCUAGGUGGUACCAUAUGCGAGGUGCCAGAUUUCUAA
Molecule: messenger RNA, 1506 nt
Organism: Morchella importuna
Lineage: Eukaryota; Fungi; Ascomycota; Pezizomycetes; Pezizales; Morchellaceae
Exons: 3
Coding region: 1-1506 (501 amino acids)
Source: RefSeq, a predicted model, not a curated record